AUGCCCUCCUCCGCCAUGCUUUCCGACGUCGCUUCAGAGGGAUACAGGGCAGAGACGAUGGAGGUGACGAACACCCACUCUGUCCGAGCACAGAAGACCCGGGUAUCCGAGGAGUUCAAGGAGCUGGAGAAGAACGAUCGUCUGCUCAAGGAGAAUCCGCGCCGCUGGGUCAUGUUCCCCCUGCAGUACCCGGAGGUCUGGGAGAUGUACAAGAAGCACGAGGCGUCCUUCUGGACAGCCGAGGAGAUUGAUUUGGCACAGGACAACAAGGACUGGGCGACGCUCAAUGAAGGUGAGCAGCACUUCGUGAAGCACGUCCUGGCCUUCUUUGCGGCAUCUGACGGCAUCGUGCUCGAGAACCUCGCCUCGCAAUUCUCGACGGAGGUGCAGAUUCCAGAGGCCAGGGCCUUCUAUGGCUUCCAGAUCGCCAUGGAGAACAUCCAUUCCGAGACGUACUCGCUCUUGAUUGAGCAGUACAUCAAGGAUCCCGCAGAGAAGGACAGCCUCUUCGAUGCUAUCCACACCAUGCCGGCUGUGCAGCAGAAGGCUCUGUGGGCCGUGCAGUGGAUGAAUCGUGAGAGCAGCUUCACCGAGCGAUUGGUGGCCUUUGCCGCCGUUGAGGGCAUCCUCUUCAGCGGCUCCUUCUGUGCCCUCUUCUGGCUGAAGAAGCGCGGCCUGAUGCCGGGCUUGACCUUCUCCAACGAGCUCAUCUCCCGGGAUGAGGGCCUCCACGCGGACUUUGCGUGCCUGCUCUACGGCAUGCUGGAGCACAAACUCCCAGAAGACGUCGUUCACGAGAUGAUCCGCGGAGCAGUCGAAGUGGAGCGGGAGUUCAUCUGCGGGGCUCUGUCCUGUGAUCUGAUCGGAAUGAACAAGGACUUGAUGACCCAGUACAUCGAGUUCGUGGCAGAUCGCCUGUUAACGGCUCUGGGACACAGCAAGAUCUUCAACUCUUGCAACCCCUUCGACUGGAUGGAGAUGAUCUCCCUGCAGGGCAAGACCAACUUCUUCGAGAAGCGCGUCGGAGAAUACCAGAAAGCCGGGGUUAUGGCGGGUCUCUCGGACCCUUUGACGGCCUUCGCGCUGGACAAGGACUUCUGA
This is a messenger RNA of Symbiodinium sp. CCMP2592, 1101 nucleotides long. The record is from the annotation of a GenBank genome assembly. Lineage: Eukaryota; Dinophyceae; Suessiales; Symbiodiniaceae.